AUGUAUAUAACUGUUGAAUUUUGGAUAUAUAUGGUUGAAUCUGUAUGAAUUUGUGGUAAUUUCUUUUGUAUGGGAACAGAAUUGUGUGAAAAGUAUGAAAUUUUGGUUGGGUAAAGCUUUGAUUUUGUUUUUGGUUUUGAUAAUUGGUGGUAUUUUGAUUAGAUGUGUCAUGUAUGAGGCUGAAGUUUGGGGAUUUGGGUAGAAAUUUGGGGUUUCUUUGCUAAUUGGAGAUGGCUAAGCUUUUAUAUGUUGAUGCUGGUUGAUGGUCGGGUUGGUACCGGAGAAAGUUGCAGUCUUGAACAAAUUAGAGAACAUUACAUAUUAAGAGAAAAAAUUACCAUAAAGCUUUUAGCUUUGCGUCUUGUGAUUUCGGUGUUUUUAGAUUGAAGAUAUGACACGGUUGCAGUGAAUACUAGUAAUGAGUCGUCCACAGGUCCCGCACCGACCUUUCUUCCAUUUUGGAAAUCCUUUCCGGAUGAUUUCGCCAAAGGGUUCUCAAAUGACUCCGAACCUUUCUGCACUGCUGAACACUUUUGAGGAAACAUUGGCUGAGAGGUUGAGAAAGCUCAACCCAAAAGAUAACAAUGAUGUCCUUAGCUUGUCAUGGAUGAAAUUGGCAAUGGAGUCGCUUUGUGGAACUCAUAAUGACAUAAAAACUCUCAUAGCUGAGAUUGAUCUUCCCGUGAGUGCCUGGGAUGAGAAGUGGAUUGAUGUGUACUUGGAUAUCAGUGUAAAGUUGCUUGAUAUAUGCAUUGUCUUCAGCUCUGAGAUCGCACGCUUAAACCAGGGGCAUUUGUUUCUUCAGUUUGUGUUGCAUAAUUUGAAUUCAGCCUCUUCGAAGCAAUUUAUUCGUGCCCGUUCUUCAGUUGAUGACUGGAAGAAUCAUAUUGCUUCAAAGAACCCCAGGGUUGAGAACUGUAGCACCAUUUUGGACAAGCUUGUGGAAUCACUGGAUCUACCAAAGGUUAAGAACUCAGCAAAAGGGAAACUUUUAAUGCGUGCUAUGUAUGGAGUGAAGGUGUUGACAGUAUCUGUUUGUAGUGUCUUUGCCGCUGCCUUUUCUGGUUCUGCAAGCAAGUUGUUAGAUUUGAAUGUUGCCGAGACAUAUAUGUGGGCACAAGCAUUUAAUGACUUACAGAGUAAUGUAAAUGGGGAAAUUAGAAAUGUACUUUCUAGUGGUAGAGUUACGGUACUGAAAGAGCUGGAAGCAGUUGAUGGUAUUGUGAAGCACUUGUAUCCUAUGAUCCAAGAUGGCGUGGCCCUCGCAGAAGAAGAAGCAUUCAAGAAUUCUACUUCAGAUUUAGAAAGGAAGGCACAGAAUCUUUCUCAAGGACUUGAUCUUCUGACCAAGGAAGUGGAUGGGUUUUUCCAAAUCCUCUUGACUGGACGCGAUGCCUUGCUUUCUAAGCUGAGAUCAGGUGGAGCAGUCUCUGACCGGAUGCUGAUGGGAAAUGUAGAAGGGCAGGUUGUGAGGUGAAUAGCAAAGCUAAUCUUCCUUUAUAAAGAUGGUUUUAGGUAUGUGGCUCUAAGUUUUCUUGUUUUUGUAAGUAUACCAUCUUGUAUGGCUAAGUGUAAUCAGUAUGUUGUGAUGUAUAAGUUAUGUUGUAUUACUAUGUUAGUGGUUUGUAGAAGUAUGUUGCACUAUGUGCUGACGUUUAUAUAUGAAAUAUGGUUUGGAUUGAAAU
Rosa chinensis is the source of this 1685-nucleotide messenger RNA. Its product is annotated as protein BPS1, chloroplastic. Bases 419 to 1477 code for a protein of 352 amino acids. The transcript has 2 exons. The record is from RefSeq and is a predicted model, not a curated record. NCBI's taxonomy places the organism in Eukaryota, Viridiplantae, Streptophyta, Magnoliopsida, Rosales, Rosaceae.